GAGUCAUUUUGGGAUUCAACGGGAGUCGCGAUUCCUAAGUCAGUUAAAGAGCCGUUUAGCAUCAGAAAGCGCUGGGAUCUGUUGUGCUGCUCCGGUCUCCGUUAUUACAGGAUGGUGUCGGUCUGGUGGACUCUGUCAGUGUUUCUCAUGCUGUUUGUGGCUCUCGCCGCUCAACAAGAAGUUCUCAGAUACACAGACACACUGGAAAAUACAGGCCAGAAUGAAGUUACAUUCAUUGCCAGCAAUAUGAGUGAUACUACAAACAAAGCUUCAUUACCAGAUAUCGAUGAGUGUCGUCUGGGUGACCCAGGGCCCUGCGGUUUCCAUGCCAACUGCACAAACACACCUGGGUCAUUCGUGUGCCGCUGCCACCGGGGUUUCCUGAUGAGCACCGACGGCUGCACAGAUGUGGAUGAGUGUGUGUUGGCCUCAGUGACAGGUCUGCAGGCAUGUGGAAGUGGAGCCGAGUGUAAAAACACACCGGGAUCUUUCAGCUGCUCCUGUCCAGAGGGGUUCGUGCUGGCGCUCGAUGGCCAGAACUGUGUCGACAUUGACGAGUGUAAUUUUGAGGAGCGCUGCCGGAGGGAGCUGGGGAACGUGUGUGUGAACACAGCCGGAAGCUACACGUGUGUGUGUCUGGAUGGAUUCAGAGAGGAGCGAACGGCGUGUGUCGAUGUGGAUGAGUGUGUGGAGCAGCCACACCUGUGUGACGGUCGAGGAGACUGUGAAAACACACUAGGCAGUUACAGGUGUGUGUGUCAGCGUGGUUACCGUGGCAAUGGCACACACUGCACAGACAUAAAUGAGUGCUUGUCCGGGGAUCACGGCUGUGACGUCAACGCUCGCUGUGGGAACAUCAUGGGCUCAUACUUCUGCCAGUGUCAUCAGGGAUACAGCGGAGACGGACACGCCUGCUACGAUGUGGACGAGUGCACUCAGGAUAACAGACUCUGUGAACACACCUGCACAAACCAGCCGGGGUCCUACAGCUGUCAGUGCAGCGCCGGAUACACCAUCACUGCAGAUCUGCACAACUGCACAGAUGUGGACGAGUGUGUGAGCAGUAACGACAGAUGCGAGCAGACCUGCACUAACACAGCGGGUUCAUUUCUGUGCUCGUGUCGACGCGGGUUCCAGCUGCACAUCGACGGACACAGCUGUGUGGACAUAGACGAGUGCAAACUGCAGAACGGAGGCUGUUCUCACGAGUGCACAAACACAGAAGGCGGACACCAGUGUCACUGCCCCUUCCCUCUGCUGCUGGACCUGCGCAACACCACCUGCGUCAACGUGACCUCGUGUGCCCUGAGGAAUGGUGGAUGUGAUCAUAUAUGCUCUCUGGGUGCAGAGAGUCGCAUUCACUGCAGCUGCAGAGCAGGAUGGGAGCUGAGCGCCGACCAAAGAACAUGCAUCGAUGUGGACGAGUGUGUGAGUGUUAAUGGUGGCUGUGAGCAGGUGUGUGUGAAUCAUGCUGGAGGUUUUAAUUGCAGCUGUCGCGCUGGCUUUGAGUUGCGCAAAGACCACCCGACAAAAUGCCAACCGCUGUGUGACCCCGCCUGUCAGAACUCGGGCGUGUGUGUGGCUCCGAACACCUGCGACUGUCCGGCUGGAUACCCUGGAGCGGGAUGCUCAGCCAUGUGUUCUCCACCCUGCGCUCACGGAGGAUCCUGCAUGAGGUGGAACGUCUGUCUGUGUUCUCCAGGGUGGACAGGUGAAGGGUGUCACACAGCGGUGUGUGAGCUGCCAUGUGCAAAUGGUGGACGGUGUAUUGCUCCAAACACCUGCCAGUGUCCAUCAGAUUACAGCGGCCCGCAGUGUCUCACCCCUCAGUGUUCUCCUCCUUGUGUCAAUGGUGGGAGGUGUGUGGCCAUCAACACCUGCAGCUGCCUAGAUGGAUGGAGAGGAGCUCGCUGUCAGAUAGAGCCCGUCAGGUGUGUUCCAGCAUGUAAUAAUGGUGGUGUGUGUGUGGGGCUCAACAGAUGUCAGUGUGUGGAGGGAUACACUGGAAAACACUGUGAGACAGCGCUGGUGACGCCGUGUGUUCCUCCUUGUCAGCACGGAGCAGUCUGCGCUCCUCUGAACAGCUGUGUUUGCCCGAAGGGGACCAGCGGCAUCCGCUGUGAGAAACUUGUGUGUCCUGUGGUCUGUACAGUGGUCAGCAUGGCCCGCGCCGUCAGAAAAGGCUUUCGGGAGAGUUACGUAGAUCGCUGUGGACCGCUGGGUGUCCAGCUCUGCACUAAAUACAGGAUCAACCAGGCGCGUGUGUAUCUGCAGGCGUACAGAGUCGGAUACAAGAUCCAGUGUCCUGACAAAAACACAAGAUAAAACACACAGUCACACUUUUAACAGUGGCUUUGCUGCUGUUUUCAUGAGGAAUAUAUAAAUCUCUCAGUGCUGAACUGAUCACACUUCAAAACCCUCAGUCAUGACACAGGGGGGGUACAGAAAGUAUUCAGACCCCCUUAAAUUAUUCACUGUGUGUGUGUGUGUGUGUUUUAAUGCAGCCGUUAGAUAAAAUCAUUCAAGUUGAUUUUUUCCACAUGACUGUCCACACAGCAGCCCAUAUUGACAGAAGAACAAACUGUGGACAUUUCUGCAGAUUUAUUUUAAAAAGAAAAACUGAAACAUCACAUGGUCCUCAGUAUUUACACCCUUUGCUCAGUGUUUAGUAGAAGCUCAUUUUGAUCUAAUGGCCCGUUUCCACUGAGUGGUACAGCACGGGUUGGUACGGGUCACCUGUAUCAGGCUUUCCUUUUUACUGCUAAAAGGGUACCAAUAAUACACUUUUGGUGGGCGUUGUGUACGACAGAAAGUUUCAGUCGUCAUCAUUCUCGCUGGGUAAUAGCCUCCUGUAACGUAUGCAAUUAUAUAAAAUAAAUGAACAUAUAUGAACACACACAGACCCUUACAGUCCCUGAUUUGAUACCAAUUACAGAAAAACUACACACAGCAGACAUUUAGUCCUUA
This is a messenger RNA of Danio rerio (zebrafish), 2967 nucleotides long. The record is from RefSeq and is a predicted model, not a curated record. NCBI's taxonomy places the organism in Eukaryota, Metazoa, Chordata, Actinopteri, Cypriniformes, Danionidae.